AUGCAAGCUGCGGAGCAGGGGGCAGAACCGGAGCAGAGCCGGAGUGGAUCCAGGGCAGAGCCGGAGUCGAACCGGAGCCGAACCGGAGCCGAGCCGGAGCCGAGCCGGAGCCGAACCGGAGCCGAGCCGGAGCCGAGCCGGAGCCAAGCCGGAGCCGAACCGGAGCCGAGCCGGAGCCGAACCGGAGCCGAACCGGAGCCGAGCCGGAGCCGAACCGGAGCCGAGCCGGAGCCGAGCCGGAGCCGAGCCGGAGCCGAGCCGGAGCUGAACCGGAGCCGAACCGGACCGGAGCCGAACCGGAGCCGAACCGGAGCCGAACCGGAGCCGAGCCGGAGCCGAACCGGAGCGGAGCCGGAGCCGAGCCGGAGCCGAGCCGGAGCCGAACCGGAGCUGAACCAGAGCCGAACCGGAGCGGAGCCGGAGCCGAACCGGAGCCGAGCCGGAGCCGAGCCGGAGCCGAGCCGGAGCCGAACCGGAGCCGAACCGGAGCUGAACCGGAGCCGAGCCGGAGCCGAGCCGGAGCCGAACCGGAGCCGAGCCGGAGCCGAGCCGGAGCCAAGCCGGAGCCGAACCGGAGCCGAGCCGGAGCCGAACCGGAGCCGAACCGGAGCCGAGCCGGAGCCGAACCGGAGCCGAGCCGGAGCCGAACCGGAGCCGAACCGGAGCCGAGCCGGAGCUGAACCGGAGCCGAACCGGAGCGGAGCCGGAGCCGAACCGGAGCUGAACUGGGGCGGAGCCGGAGCGGAGCCGGAGCAGAGCCGGAGCCGAGCCAGAGCCGAACCGGAGCCGAACCGGAGCGGAGCCGGAGCCGAGCCGGAGCCGAACCGGAGCGGAGCCGGAGCCGAACCGGAGCGGAGCCGGAGCGGAGCCGGAGCGGAGCCGGAGCCGAACCGGAGCCGAACCGGAGCCGAACCGGAGCGGAACCGGAGCCGAGCCGGAGCCGAACCGGAGCGGAGCCGGAGCCGAACCGGAGCCGAACCGGAGCGGAGCCGGAGCGGAACCGGAGCCGAACCGGAGCCGAACCGGAGCCGAACCGGAGCCGAGCCGGAGCCGAACCGGAGCCGAACCGGAGCCGAACCGGAGCCGAACCGGAGCCGAGCCGGAGCCGAACCGGAGCGGAGCCGGAGCCGAACCGGAGCGGAGCCGGAGCCGAACCGGAGCCGAGCCGGAGCCGAACCGGAGCCGAACCGGAGCCGAACCGGAGCCGAACCGGAGCCGAGCCGGAGCCGAACCGGAGCGGAGCCGGAGCCGAACCGGAGCCGAACCGGAGCCAAACCGGAGCCGAGCCGGAGCCGAGCCGGAGCCGAACCGGAGCGGAGCCGGAGCCGAACCGGAGCGGAGCAGGAGCCGAACCGGAGCGGAGCCGGAGCCGAACCGGAGCCGAACCGGAGCCGAGCCGGAGCGAGCCGGAGCCGAGCCGGAGCCGAGCCGGAGCGGAGCCGGAGCCGAACCGGAGCCGGAGCGGAGCUGAACCGGAGCCGAACCGGAGCAGAGCCGGAGCCGAGCCGGAGCCGAACCGGAGCGGAGCCGGAGCCGAACCGGAGCCGAACCGGAGCCGAGCCGGAGCCGAACCGGAGCCGAACCGGAGCCGAACCGGAGCCGAACCGGAGCGGAACCGGAGCUGAGCCGGAGCCGAACCGGAGCGGAGCCGGAGCCGAACCGGAGCGGAGCCGGAGUGGAUCCGGAGCCGAACUGGGGCGGAGCCGGAGCGGAGCCGGAGCAGAGCCGGAGUGGAUCCGGAGCAGAGCCGGGGCGGAGCCGGAGCAGAACCGGAAGCGGCGGGGGGUUGGCGUGGGGGUGGGGUGGGGUGAGCCGGAGCGGGACCCGGUGUGCGGAGCCGCAGUGGAUCCCGGGCGAGUCCGGAGCAGAGCCGGGGCGCGAAACAGGCGCGCGGUGAGACGGGGAACCAAAACUGAAGCGGGUGGGGUCGGCCGGGGUGGUUGGGUCGAGGGGGGCGGUGGGGGGCUGUCGGUGGGGAACCCAAAGUUGAAGCGGAGCUACUGCAGCAGCAGAAUUAGGAGCAAGGAAGCAGCGGCACUCAGCAGAGAGAAAUAG
Carcharodon carcharias (great white shark) is the source of this 2055-nucleotide messenger RNA. RefSeq names its product serine/arginine repetitive matrix protein 2-like. The coding region runs from base 1 to 2055 and encodes 684 amino acids. The record is from RefSeq and is a predicted model, not a curated record. NCBI's taxonomy places the organism in Eukaryota, Metazoa, Chordata, Chondrichthyes, Lamniformes, Lamnidae. The transcript is spliced from 2 exons.